Diversispora eburnea is the source of this 786-nucleotide messenger RNA. The record is from the annotation of a GenBank genome assembly. NCBI's taxonomy places the organism in Eukaryota, Fungi, Glomeromycota, Glomeromycetes, Diversisporales, Diversisporaceae.
AUGAAUCCUACUUCCAAUUCUACCACUACAACUUCUACUAUGGGUGUCACUGAAAAACCUGCUGGCGGUGAUCCAACAAAUUAUUGCACUAUAAUGCAUUCAUCUUCUGGACCUAUUUUUGGAGCCACCGAAAAACCUGCUAACGCUGGACUUAAAUUAAAAAAAUUUAAACCUCCAACAUAUGAAUUUAUUAUUAUUAUUAUCUUUGAGAUGCCUAGUUUCAAGAUGGUUUUUGUUUUUUUAUCUAAAUUUACAAAUUUCCAAAUACAAAAAUUGAUUUUUUUGAUUAUAUACAUUUCUUUCCAUUUAACAAUUACAACAAAUGCCGCGGACGAAACUCCAACCUCUACUGCUACUGCUUCAAGCUUAUCAACUGCCACAAACUCAUCUACCACCAGCACUUCCGAGUCUCAUCAUCAUCAACAACUAAUACAAAUUUUAAUAACUGUCGGUGUCAUAGUUUUAUUUUUUUGUUUAUUAACAAUAUAUUGUUGUAUGCGUGCCAAUCGAAGAAGAAGAAUUUUUGAAUCUUUGUCACCAAGUCCCCGAAGUUCUCGAACUUUAAUUCCUCAACCACCUCCCAGAGGUAGUUACGAUUUAACUAGAAAAUUAGAGACCUCAAGUACGGAUACUAGAACAAGAUAUUUUGAUGGAGAAAUGACUCAAGUUGAAAGACCUUCAUUUGAUUCUGCUCAGUUACAAGCUGCAGGUGAUGAACAACAUAAUCCUAGUAAUAUAGACCCUGAAAACCCUCCUAUUAGUGAGAGCGAAGUUCGAAAGGAGUAG